This is a messenger RNA of Aricia agestis (brown argus), 651 nucleotides long. RefSeq lists its product as uncharacterized. Bases 99 to 632 code for a protein of 177 amino acids. NCBI's taxonomy places the organism in Eukaryota, Metazoa, Arthropoda, Insecta, Lepidoptera, Lycaenidae. The record is from RefSeq and is a predicted model, not a curated record. The transcript has 3 exons.
CAAAAAAUUGUAAAAUUUAGUUAUAUAGUAUUUCAGAGAGUAGAAAAACCAGUAAUUGCGAACUACUUGAAAAACAAAAACCUAAAUCUCGUUACAACAUGGAUAAUAGUGCCCUUACAAUACGCAUAGAAAACCUAAGAUUUUGGAAAUCUAACAACUGGGUAAAAUACAGCACCAAAAACAUGUGUGACUCAUUUUUAAGAUUACACUUUGAUCAACUUUUGAUUACCACCGAGAAUAAAGUGUUGGAAUCAAUAAACCUGAGUUCUAAAAUAAAAGGUGUUUUUAAACAAGAUUGUAUCAUACUUAUUGUACUUACAGUUGGUGGUGAGACCCGUAAAAUAAAGUUUCAAAUAAAAGACAACUUCGAGCAAAAUCUUAAAGAAUUAGCCAAAAAGUUUCCACUACUUGCUUACAAUAACAUUUCGUCGAACUGCAAUACCUCAGCUAAUGUUAAGUUUCAAAGCACAGAAGAAGUUCUAAAGGGACUACUAGAUAAAGAAGUGUCUCUACCGCUGCUACCAGCAUCGCCAGAUCUGGAUCACCUGCUGAAACUCUGUAUUCUCGAUCCACUGUUCCCACAAACCGUCAUGAAAAUCCAAAGCGCCAUUGAGAAAAAAAUGACUCAGUGAUUAGGAAUUGUUCAUAUUA